Molecule: messenger RNA, 1914 nt
Organism: Aspergillus melleus
Lineage: Eukaryota; Fungi; Ascomycota; Eurotiomycetes; Eurotiales; Aspergillaceae
Product: shugoshin family protein
Exons: 3
Coding region: 1-1914 (637 amino acids)
Biological process (GO): meiotic chromosome segregation
Cellular component (GO): nucleus; chromosome, centromeric region
Source: RefSeq, a predicted model, not a curated record
AUGGAAAGGUAUGAGGCGGCCAAAUCACUGCAUGACGGAGUUCACGAUAUCAAAAACAAACUCGAAAACAAGUUGAACGAGCUUAACAAUCUGGUCAUCGGACUGGGCGCCUUACCUCGCCAAUUCAAUAAAUCCUAUAGUGAAAGAGUUGAUGACGGGAGGCAGAGAAAUUCCGCGCAGUUGAACUGGGACCUUAAGCACGAUGAAGCAAAAUAUGAACGGAAUUUCUCGCCCGAACAAGAUUGGAGACUGCCUAUCAUACCGGAGGAUGGAGAUUUUUCAAGGGACAAGCCAAGGUCCUUGGAACUGGAUGCGUCGAUGGAAAGCACGGAUACGCCAAAAUCGCAAAGAAACGAGGAUGGAACCACUCGAACUAAGCUUGAAGAGGACACUUUGUGUCUACAGCCAGGGGCCGAUUUUGCGGACAACAGACUUGACGAUUCUGGCAUCGAUGAUACGUUUCUUCCACCUACACUUGAAACAAGGAAAAAGCGAAAGUACAACGCGUCUUGGUCAGAAAAACAUUUCAACAUGACAUCCGAAUUAAUUCAAUCACACGAUAACCUGGAAGACACCCAGGGCACCGAGGUCCUACUGGAUUUCCGUACGGAGAGCGACACUUUUGCGGCAACCCCAGCAGAUGAUGAUUUCAAGUUUAGCCGACCGACUAUCGUAGAAAAGUGCGAACGUGUUGAACCAUGUGGCGAUACGCCAGUCCAAGGAUCAUUGGAGAUGAAAAGUGACUCGAUGUACCAUGGGCAACCUAAGCGCAGGGCGCUCAAGCCAAAGAACGCAAACAUGAAUACAGUCUCCUCGGGCCGGCGUCGGACUCCAACGAAAGGGAACCAUUCUGAGACACCUUCCUUUGUCGGCGACGCAAUUGGUGGAGACCAGACCACAAAAUCAACAACAGUUGAUGAGAACAAUUGUCAUGGAGAACGCAAACCAACAGAGAUAUGUGAUUCCGCGGAUCAUGCGAAUCAUCGAGAUGAGAUAAAACGCAAGUCGACUACGACAAAACCGGACCGCACAAAAGAAGAAGCAAAUCCUUCGUCGGCCUUGACCUCUUUGACGAACGAGGCACCAACAGCACCUUCCGAUCCGCCAUCACGGCCCACCAGGCGCCAGAGAGCAGUCGUUAGCUAUGCGGAGCCGAACUUGCGAGACAAAAUGCGCCGUUCCAACAACGAGCUCAUAGCAGCAGUUGGCAAUGGCCAAUCACGAAGGUCGUCGAGUUACCAGGAACCGAAAAUAGACACGGGUGACGAACUCAGUGAACGUACGAUUCCCCGGGCCAACUCCAGGUCACUGGACAUGGAUGCGGCAGCACUUGUUUCAGACGAGUCUUCUGCGCACCAUAUGGAUUCGGUAUCACAGAGAAAACGCAAAAUCUCCCCAUCUUUGGACUAUAAGACUGUAUCCAGCAAAUACGACGCCUCUAAUGACUCAACAGAAGCUUCACCCAUCAAGAUGAGUCCCAGCUAUGAUAGGCACUCAGUGCGCAAAAGUACCAUCGAGAUACAAACAAGUAUGGAACGACAUGCACGUCAGCCAGUUCUCGAAAACAUGAGCGAUGCAUCGAUGGAACUUGGGGGGAAGACAGCACCAUGUACGAAAUCACAACCUCGGCGUCAUUCCUCGAAUCAAAGGUCGCAUUGGAGGGAACAGCCACUUCAGCAAAGUAGGGCUGUCUCGGGCAAAGAAUCGCCAGACGCUUCCUCACCAUCUUUUUCGGCUAUGGUGUCUCCCUCAAGCGACCUGGUGAUAGAUGAAACUUCUGCCUCGUCAACGAACUUCCAGGCGCCUAGCUCAGGAGAUCCCCAUACUCAGUCGACCGCGUCAAUGGGGACCGGAUCAGGCCCAAAAAAGCGAGCCAAACGGGUGUCUGCCAGACGGAGAAGCAUGAUGCUGUGA